AUGAGCUCGCCCUUCUUUGAUACUGUUAACGAAAGAAGCUUAGAAGAAAGGCAGGCGAUGUCGUAUUUCAGUUUAACGCCGGUCGCCUCUUCCCACGGCGUUAGCUUCUUGAACUUUUCGAUAAAUGAAGAGAGUCAUCAGCUGGAGAUAACGGAUCCACCUGCAUCUACCCCUACGCGGCUGGAAGCAAAUUUUGAUGUUGAGUUUGCGGCCUCUGGGCCCUCAAAUGCCUAUCCGGUGUCCAUGCCGAGUUUGGGUCACAACCCAGAAAAUUUUGCAUCCUCGCUGCGCUCGCAUGAAGAAGAUAAUUACAUUGACUUUUCAGCCGCUCUGACAUCGAAUGCCAAUCCGGCGGAAAUGCCAACUGUAGGUAACAACCUAGGAGCUUUUGCUUCAUCAGUUUGCUCGGAUUACUAUCUCCCCAUGCACCAGAAAGCCAAUUAUCGAGGUAUCUUUUCGUACUCCCAGCCCUCAAAUGCCCAGCCAGCGGCAGUGCAAACUUUUGGCAACAGCGAAGAAAAUUCCACUACACCCUUUAAUCCUAAUCAAAAAAACCUUAUAGCCUCUCAGCCCUCAAAUGCUCAUCCAGUCAUGCUGAGUUCGGGUGACGGUCUGGAAAACUUUGCUUCCUCGCUGCCCUUGAAUUCCUUUGUCUCUACGGAUCCAGAAGCAAAUGACCAUGAAAGAAUUUUGGGCUGGCAAUUCUCAAAUGCACGUCUGGAGGCAAUCCCGAGUUUGGGAAACAACCAAGGAAAUUUCAUUAUGACCUCCGAUCUCUCUCCUUUGCCAAGCGAUGAGACCCCUACUACCAUCACGCCUCAAAGUAUCUCUGAUCGCCAAAACGACCCGUCUCCCCAAGACGUGGCACUACCAGAUCCCAAUACAGCUGACUUAAGAUACUGCACAUUGCCAGAUGGCACCUUCAGCUGCAACAAGUGUGUCCGUAUCUGCAGGCGGGAGUAUAAUAUCAGGCGGCAUGUUAGGCACCAGCACCCACUGCCCGGACUUCCUGUCCCCAGGCAUCCCUGUGAUCACCCUGGUUGCGGUAAAUCAUACGCUUUUCCAGGCGAACUUACGGAACAUAAGAGGAAGGACCACAUGGGGAAACCAGCACAGAAGCGGAAAAUGAAGGCAAAGGCGUCCGACGAGAUUUAUCGGUGCAAGUACUUUGACGUGUGUCGCAAGAAAUUUAAGACUGUGCAGGGACUUCAAGCACACUUGAAGAAAGUGCACAACGGUGACGUACAAGUUCCGGGACUCUUGGUACGCGAGAUGGUGCCGUCCUCGUCUGGCGAGAUGGUUCCGAGGUCGUCUGGCGAGAUGGUUCCGAGGUCGUCUGGCGAGAUGGUUCCGAGGUCGUCUGGCGAGAUGGUGCCGACCUCGUCUGGGCCUCAUGAUCCGAUCGCUGGCCCCUCACGAGAGAGGAACGAACCCAAUGCGCCACCUCUGAAGCGACGGAAAACGAACGUGGAGGUGCCUGACAAAAUAUACCGGUGUAAGUACUUUCCGCAAAACCAAAUUACCAGCAAGAUGAAGUUAGACGCAACUGACAUACGAUACUUGUCGAGCGAUACGUUCAGGGUCCUAACCGCCGUCGAAAUGGGCUCGAAGAAUCAUGAGAUCGUUCCUACUGCUCUGAUUGCCAAUCUUGCGGGCCUCAGAUCGGGCGGAGUGAACAAGUGUAUCAGUGAACUGGCCAAGAGAGGGUUGGUAAAGCGUGAAGCUAAUUCAAAAUAUGACGGCUAUCGAUUAACGUAUGGAGGAUACGACUUUCUAGCGAUGAAGACAUUCUCAAAACGUUCGACAGUCUGUAGCAUAGGAAACCAAAUUGGAGUAGGAAAGGAGGCAGAUGUAUACGUGGUAGGAGGAGAGGAGGGCCAUCAACGGGUAUUGAAGAUUCACAGAUUAGGACGAAUCAGUUUUCGAGCAAUCAAAUCCAAGCGGGAUUAUCUUCAAAAGCGUAGGAAUGCUAGCUGGAUGUAUAUGAGCCGCCUGGCAGCUCAAAAAGAAUUUGCUUUUAUGAAAGUUUUACACGAACAUGGAUUUCCAGUGCCCGAGCCGAUAGAUCAAUCAAGACACUGUCUAGUGAUGUCCUUGAUCGACGCGUUUCCAUUGAGACAGAUCCACGACGUAGCCGAACCUGGAAAGCUUUAUUCAGAACUGAUGGACCUCAUCGUCAAGUUGGCCAGAGUCGGUCUCAUCCAUGGCGAUUUUAACGAAUUCAACAUCCUAGUCGAUACCGCUUCAAAACCCGGCCAAGCUAUCCCCGUCUUGAUCGAUUUCCCUCAAAUGGUUUCGACCGAACACGAGAAUGCCGAAUACUACUUCAAUCGAGAUGUCCAAUGUAUCCGAUCGUUUUUCCUCAAGAGGUUUAGGUACCAAUCCACGCUCUAUCCCAAGUUUAAUUCGAUCGUCCGAGAGGGUACACGGCAGAUGAAUCUAGACGUCGAAGUCGAGGCUAGUGGGUUCGGGAAGGGUGAAAGCAGGAAACUAGAAGAAUACAUGGAAGUGUUUGGUGUCGGCUGUGAAGCUGCAGAGGAUGACGACGACGAUGAGGAGGAGAUUGAGGGGACUGACAGUGAAGCUGAAGAAGAUGAUACGGGCGACGGCUCGGAAAAUGAAAAUUUGGAACAUAUCGAUCCGCUUUCGAAUGGUGAUCGUCUUCCCGAUUCUCAAAGAAAUGAAGAUGAAGAAAAGGUCGAAAAGAAAGCCCCGGGGUCAGCGAAGGAGGUGGAAGGUCAAGGAAGUGACGAACCAGCAGGACUCUCGGAAGAAGACAAGUCAGAGAGUGAUUCAGAAGAAGACGAAUCAGACAACAACUCAGCAAGCCGCACCGCUCAGACAAAACAGAAGAAAAAGAAAAAGAGCGACAAGAACCACCGGAAAGUCGACUUGGACGAAGAAGAAAUUAAGAACAUCGUCAUCAAGAGAAUGCAGAGACUCAAAGCUUCCAACUUCAACAAACAUCACACUAAGAAAUCCGUCAAACACGCUAACCAUUCUACACCUUUAGGCUCCAAAUUUAAAAAUGACGUUAAAAGUCUCUGCUCUACUGAAUUUUAA
Puccinia triticina is the source of this 3063-nucleotide messenger RNA. RefSeq lists its product as uncharacterized. Gene Ontology annotation, biological process: maturation of SSU-rRNA; protein phosphorylation. Gene Ontology annotation, cellular component: cytosol; preribosome, small subunit precursor; nucleus. Gene Ontology annotation, molecular function: ATP binding; protein serine/threonine kinase activity. NCBI's taxonomy places the organism in Eukaryota, Fungi, Basidiomycota, Pucciniomycetes, Pucciniales, Pucciniaceae. The transcript is spliced from 19 exons. The coding region runs from base 1 to 3063 and encodes 1020 amino acids. The record is from RefSeq and is a predicted model, not a curated record.